GGCUCUCUCUGACAGGAGGAAGAAGGCUUGUGACGGGCAGCCGGGAUCCAGACCUUCAAAAGCCGGCUGUUCUUUUUGCUGCUUCUGAUUACAAAACACAAGGAAUCCAUGGCUACCAAAGGGAUGAAUCUCUGCAAUGUCUGCUGUCUGCUUCUUUACGUUAUCACGGCGGUGCUUGCUGGACGAGAUUUCUACCAGAUCUUGGGGGUGACUAAGAGUGCAUCAAUCAGGGACAUCAAGAAGGCCUACAGAAAGCUGGCUCUCCAGUUACACCCCGACAGAAACCAAGACGACCCGAAAGCUCAAGACAAAUUUGCAGACUUGGGAGCAGCUUAUGAGGUGCUCUCAGAUGAGGAGAAAAGGAAGCAGUACGACGCGUACGGAGAAGAUGGACUCAAAGAGGGUCACCACAGCUCACACAACGAUAUCUUCUCCAGCUUCUUUGGUGACUUUGGGUUCAUGUUUGGAGGCAAUCGACAGCAACAGGACAGGAACAUCCCCAGAGGAAAUGACAUCAUACUAGACCUGGAGGUCAUGCUUGAAGAGGUGUACUCUGGGAACUUUGUCGAGGUUGUUCGUAACAAGCCUAUAGCCAAAGAAGCCCCCGGCAAGAGGAAGUGUAACUGCAGACAGGAGAUGAGGACGACGCAGCUCGGACCCGGCCGCUUCCAGAUGACUCAGGAGAUGGUGUGCGACGAGUGUCCCAAUGUGAAGCUGGUAAAUGAAGAGAGAACCUUGGAGGUAGAAAUUGAACAAGGAGUCCGAGAUGAAAUGGAGUACCCUUUCAUUGGAGAAGGGGAACCUCACAUUGACGGCGAACCAGGAGAUCUACGCUUCCGCAUCAAAGUGCUAAAACAUCCUGUGUUUGAGCGCAGAGGAGACGACCUGUACACAAACGUCACCAUCUCCCUGGUGGAGGCACUGGUGGGCUUUGAGAUGGACAUCGAACAUUUGGAUGGACACAAGGUCCAUAUAGUGAGGGAUAAGAUCACAAAGCCCGGUGCUCGAAUGUGGAAGAAGGGAGAAGGCCUGCCAAACUUUGACAACAUCAACAUCCGAGGUUCCCUCAUCAUCUCCUUCGAUGUGGAGUUUCCUCAGACGCAGCUCGACGACCAGCAGAAAGAUGGUAUCCGGGGUCUUCUGAAGCAGGGCUCUGUGCAGAAGGUUUAUAAUGGACUCCAAGGAUUCUAGCGCACCAACACACACAGCUUGGACUGAGUUAUCUGUCUCUCUCACACACACACAUCUUCAAUCAACAAGACUGUGCUCCAUAAUUCUGGCCAGGGUGUAUUUAUUAUUUUCAGAUCGUUCUCAGGGUGGCUUGAACCCAAUUUGUUUUUAAUGCUCUACAUUUUGACAGCAGUGGCACAAUUGCAGGUGUUUUAUUUGAAGUGUAUAAAUGUAAAGGAUGCCGUAUCUUUGUUUUACUUUUUUUUUUUUUUUUUUUCUUUUUUUUUUUUUUUUUUUUUGUCCCCAAAUUAUAUUGCAAUAAGGCCUUUUUCUUUUUGUUUAUUUUAAAAAGCUAAACCCCUUAUUUCUCUCUGAGUGAACUUAAUCUACUAAUGUGUCAGUCACUGUACCUUUCUGUGUACAUCUGCUGAAGAAGAAAAGCCCUUAACAACUUUUGAACAACUUUCAACUUGUGCAAGACACUUUUUUUUUUUUUUAUUAGUUUUACAAGUGUAACAGCUUCACCUUUUUGACUGACGAAACAUAUUAUUUUUGUUUUGGUCAGACUCCUGUUCAAUAAUGCUUUGUAAAUAGGGAAGUACGAAGUGCAUCUGUUUGUUGUGUUUUAGUUUUUCUAAUUUAUGUUGGCUCUUACUUGUCUGUUUACACGUUGCAACGGGAGAACUGUCCGCAAUGCACAACCCCCACGUUCACUGUGACCAGAGUUGACCUCUUAAAUUAAACAGUGACAUUUUUAUUUUUUUGUGAGGAAUGAGGUGAACGUCCUCCAGCGCCACUAGCAACAUUUAGUUUGACACACCUUCGACACUCUCCCUGUCUCGGCUGAACACAUUUAAAUCAAAGGGACCUCACACCAUAGAGAAUCAGCAUCACUGAUGCUGUUCCUCCUGACUGGCAACCGUUUGGUUUAUAACGCGGUUUUAGGAUUUUACUUCCCUCUGUUUUUACUACCGACUGCAACGCUGCCUCCCGAUAUUAUGAGAGUGUCAUGGCCUUAGGGGGGGAUGAUGUACUUUGACUGACGAUUAUAAAUAAAGAUUUCUACAAAUUCUGA
Anarrhichthys ocellatus (wolf-eel) is the source of this 2245-nucleotide messenger RNA. It is a transcript of the gene dnajb11, whose product is annotated as DnaJ heat shock protein family (Hsp40) member B11. Gene Ontology annotation, cellular component: endoplasmic reticulum. Lineage: Eukaryota; Metazoa; Chordata; Actinopteri; Perciformes; Anarhichadidae. Gene Ontology annotation, molecular function: misfolded protein binding. The transcript is spliced from 10 exons. Bases 109 to 1191 code for a protein of 360 amino acids. The record is from RefSeq and is a predicted model, not a curated record. Gene Ontology annotation, biological process: protein maturation; protein folding.